GAAUUCCGUCUCUUUUUUCCCUUUUUCGUUUGCAAAUUUUCUUGCACAGACGUCUUCUGAAAAACCGGAGAUUCGCCUUUUGUUUCUCGACCUCUCUCAUCAUGUCGACCUCGGAAGCAGCGGAAUCUAGUAUAGGCGACACGUUUGGGGUCCUUUAUAUAGGCUUCAUAGUCUCUAUGAUAGGCUAUGGAUUCACUUUCUUUCAAACUUAUGUCUACUUCUCUCGAUAUUCAAAAGACCUUUUCGUCAUGAAGGCGAUAGUGGCAUUUCUAUGUGUACUCGAUACUGCUUCAUCGGCUCUAAUUUCACAAACAGCUUACUAUUACUUGGUGACGACGUUCCCUCUGGCAUCAGCGAUGGUAGACGUUACGAUUUCAUUCUGCGCCGAAAACACCGUGGCGGCUGCUUUAAUUUGUAUUGUUCAACUAUUCUAUGCAUCCCGAGUAUGGAAGUUGAGUAAAAACAUAACAUUGACCUCCACCAUUACCCUUUUGUGUCUUGUUGGAUUUGCUCUUACUCUUGCCAUGACUGCGAUGAUGGUCCGCAAUACCGAGUUUGCUCAACUCGCAACGUCGCCGAGUAAAGCAAUCGUCGCCAUCGGGCAAUCAUCCGUGUUCGUUUGCGGAUUAACAACGUUUACUGCCCUCAGACUAUGCUCCCAUGGUGCUUAUUGGUCUGAAAAUACGCAGCGCGAUGACUGGUUCAACAAAACGAUCACUGUAUUCUUCUCGCAAGGAUGCAGCGCGACAUUGAUGCAGAUUACUUAUUUCGUUGUGUUCAUCGCAACGCCUACUCGUGUCAUCUGGAUUCCCUUUCAUUUAAUGUCUAGCAAACUGUUUAUCAACUGUCUGCUAUCACUGUCAGUAUAGCAUUUGGAAAGGAUACCAAUAAACUAAAUUCUUUCAGGUUGAACUCUCGGCAAGCAUACCAUGGCCAUGGUAUUAACCAUGAGGACAGUUCGAUUGGCCAGCACAAGUCGAACAUCAGUGGCUCCGGAAAGCCAGGUGUUCAUUUCAAUGUCGCAGAUGCUCAACCUCUCAUCAAUAUUGAGGUCUCUCGUACCGUAGAGCAGGACAUUAAUGUAAAGAAGAGCACAUUUGAUUCCGACGAGACAACCUUCGACAUAGACGAAGUAAUUCUCCUCCCUUUGCUUACGACGAGUUACUGUCUA
Messenger RNA from Guyanagaster necrorhizus, 1171 nucleotides. RefSeq lists its product as uncharacterized. NCBI's taxonomy places the organism in Eukaryota, Fungi, Basidiomycota, Agaricomycetes, Agaricales, Physalacriaceae. The record is from RefSeq and is a predicted model, not a curated record. The coding region runs from base 102 to 869 and encodes 255 amino acids. The transcript has 20 exons.